AUGGAGGCCCAAGAGGUAGCUCAGUCCCUUCGGGCCCCCAAAUGUUCACGCUGUCGGAACCAUGGGUUUGUGGUGCCGGUCAAGGGUCAUGCAGGCCAGUGCCGCUGGAAGCAGUGCCCAUGUGAGAAAUGUGCUCUCAUCACUGAACGUCAGAAGAUCAUGGCUGCUCAGAAGGCCUUGAAGAGACAGGUCCCAGACUCUCCACCCAGGGAGACGUUCCCACCUACUCAUGGCAGCCCUAGUGAAGGACAAGUGAACACAGCUAGUAUCAGAAAGAGCUCAAGACUGAACACUACACAACCCUGCAAUCAUGGGCCUGUCAUGCAUGAAGGAGCCAACGCUACCUUGGCAGUCAACAACUGUGGCAGAACAGGGAUCAGCCAGGCACUUCCUAAACCUAGCUCUCCAACCUUCAUUGACUUAGACCAUCCUACUUUGCUUCAAGACUGUGCUGCUGUGUGUCCAGAAUUGGUAGAAAGACAGCAUCCCAAAGUGUAUCCUGGGUAUUCUGGGAUGUACCCCUACCAUCCAUUCUCUGUGGGAUUCACUAUCAACCAACCAGGCUAUAGAGGUCCACCCCCUGCAUCAGUAUUACCCCUGCAAACAGGUUUCAGACACUUUCCUAGUAGUCACGGGCCCGGGAACGUUGCUUCUUUGCCAAUUCAAGAUGCCAAUGGGCACUUUCAGCCUGGCUAUUAUACUCCACUACCACCUUUUAUACCUCAGGGGUUUCUGCCAGGGAUUCACUACAUUCCUCCACCUCUCCCAUUAAAUGUUGUUGCUGAAACUGCCAAGGAAACAUCUGCUGCCCCUGUGGAUAGCCAGGAUUCUGGAGUGAUGAGUGAGCACAGCGAUCCAUCAUCUCAGGAAGAUGCUAGUGGAGAAUGUUCCUGA
This is a messenger RNA of Gekko japonicus, 894 nucleotides long. It is a transcript of the gene DMRTB1, whose product is annotated as DMRT like family B with proline rich C-terminal 1. NCBI's taxonomy places the organism in Eukaryota, Metazoa, Chordata, Lepidosauria, Squamata, Gekkonidae. The transcript has 4 exons. Gene Ontology annotation, biological process: germ cell development; regulation of transcription by RNA polymerase II; sex differentiation. The record is from RefSeq and is a predicted model, not a curated record. Gene Ontology annotation, cellular component: nucleus. Gene Ontology annotation, molecular function: RNA polymerase II cis-regulatory region sequence-specific DNA binding; DNA-binding transcription factor activity, RNA polymerase II-specific. The coding region runs from base 1 to 894 and encodes 297 amino acids.